AGAGGGGGUCAACGCCUCACCUCCUCCUCCUCCUUCACCUCAUUUGAGAUCCGGAAUAGCUGAAGUGUCUGGGGUCUGCAACCUGCUCCACGAUCAGGGAUUGCUGGGAAGAAGAAGGAGUUUUGCGAGGUUGGGACAUUGUUGAGGGAGGUGUUGAACUGAAUUUUCAAGAAAAGACUCAACUCAUUGACACCAUGAUGGACGAAGAGAUCAUUGAGGACCAAGCUAAGCUGAAACAGGGCUUGAUCAAAGUGCUGCAAUGUGUGGCCACAAUAUCGUCAGCGGCAUCUGUGGUUAACCCGAUUUUCGGCGUGGCGGGCUCCUUGAUCCGAGUAGUUCUGCCCCACGUCGACGACGAGGACAUCCGUACCCUCAAGCGCGAGUUUGGCUCGGUCAACAAGGGUUUGGACAUGCUCUCGCAGCAGAAUCGCAACACACUCGUACAGAUCAAGAAGGAAACCAUCGACAGGCAGUACUGCAACGUGGAAGAAAACCUUAAGAACCAGUACAGAAAGUUCAUGGCGAUGGUGGAGGCCCAACCGGCGCACCGGGAACGCAAGAAGGAAGAUUUCGAAGAGAGCUACGCCAACGAUAACGGUGAUCAGAACCUGCACACGCUCUACGACGGCGUGGUCGGGAAACCCAAGCUCUUCAGCAGGCCAGUUCUGGAGGUGUACCUGAGGCACUCCCAGGGCGAUCGGCAGGUCAUGGAGCAACUCUGCACACGCCUCACCUACCUAUUUUGCAUCGGGCUGAUCGCGCUCAUGGGCUACGCGGCUGUCAUCGGGGAUGACGAAGAGAGUCUGUGUGAGGAGUGGACGGAGAAGAUGCAGCACGUGCAGGAUAAAAUGCAGGAGGCACUGAGCAGGUGCUCAUGAAGAAGCCGUCCUCUCUGCCACUACUUAGCACUAUAGCUCAUAGUUAGUGCUCCAUUUUCUUCAUUCAUGCUUCUUAUUCUGUGGAGGACCAUAGCUUCAUUCCCUCUAAUAUGAGAAUCUACAGCGGUAUAGCUCUUCAGACAUGCAUGGCCGAUUUCAGAUUUCAUUCUGGUUGCAAAAAUUCCUCAUGUUAAUCAAUCAAUCAAUCAAUCAAAAAAAAA
This is a messenger RNA of Cynoglossus semilaevis (tongue sole), 1099 nucleotides long. RefSeq lists its product as uncharacterized. Lineage: Eukaryota; Metazoa; Chordata; Actinopteri; Pleuronectiformes; Cynoglossidae. The record is from RefSeq and is a predicted model, not a curated record. Bases 195 to 878 code for a protein of 227 amino acids. The transcript has 3 exons.